Elaeis guineensis (African oil palm) is the source of this 1216-nucleotide messenger RNA. The record is from RefSeq and is a predicted model, not a curated record. Lineage: Eukaryota; Viridiplantae; Streptophyta; Magnoliopsida; Arecales; Arecaceae.
GAAGAUGAAGAACCUUCUCCCUCUCCCCAUCGCCGAUGAUGACCCCUCCGUCGCCGCCGACACACGCUUUGUUCUCGACACCUCCACGGGCGACGCCCCCGCAUCCAAUAUCCCCUACGGCCUCAAUCUACGAUCCAACGGCGCCAUGUCCGACGAUUCUAGAUCCCAGGAGUGGGACGGCGACAGCCGUCGCCCCUCGGUGGAGGAGUCGAUCCUUAGGAGAUACAAGGAAGAUAUGAAGAACCUCCCAGAAGAUCGCGGCUUUGACGAAUUUAACGACAUCCCGAUCGAGGGUUUUGGUGCUGCGCUCCUUGCGGGGUAUGGGUGGUCGGAGGGCAAGGGGAUCGGUCGGAAUAACAAGGGGGAUACCAAGGUCGUCCAAUAUGAGCGGAGGGCUGGGACCGAAGGAUUGGGGUACGUCCCUUCCUCGACUGAUCCCAGGAAGCGGAAGGGCCAAUGGGUUGCCCGGGAGGAGAAGAAGGAGAAGGAGAAGAAAGAGAAGGAAAAAGAGAAGGAGAAGAUUCUUAGAGUUAUAUCAGGAAGGCAUGCUGGAAUGAAAGGCAAGAUUUUGAAGGGCUCAGAGGCCUCCAAGGUCAUUUUGAAGCUGCUCGAGACUAGAGAGGAGGUUAAGCUUGAAGGUGAUAUGGUUGUGGAGUUAGGCUCAGCAAAGGAAGAGAAAUUCUUAAGGAGAUUGAAUGAGUUAAGGAUUGUGGAGAAGAAUGACAAGAGGGAGGAUAGGAGAAACGGUGACAAGAGGAGGGAGGAGAGGAGUAGGGAUAAGGAAGUGAAAAAAGGUGAUGACUUGCACCAGAGGUCGGGCAGUGGCAGUGGGGAAAGGGGGAGAACAGUUCGAUGGCUCAAAAGUCACAUCAGAGUUCGGAUAAUCAGUGAGGAUUUCAUGGGAGGAAAGCUUUUUCUGCAGAAGGGGGAGGUGGUGGAUGUUGUUGGCCCCAACACAUGCGAUCUUGCAUUGGAUGGGAGCAAGGAACUGUUACAGGGAGUGGACCAGGAGAUCCUCGAGACUGCACUGCCCAGAAGAGGGGGACCGGUUCUUAUGCUCUGUGGGAAGCAUGAGGGUGUCUUUGGAAGCCUGGUAGAGAGGAACAAGGAAGAUGAGACAGCUGUCAUUAGGGAUGCUGACACUCAUUGUUUGAUCACCGUAAGACUGGAACAAAUCACUGAGUACACUGGGGAUCCAAGCAAUCUUGGAUAUUGA